AUGGACGCCGAUGAUGAUGAUUAUGGUGACAUAGCUGAUGAGGACUUGAUUGAAGCCUUCAGUCCGGCUUCGCAGAAGCUCCCGCCGCUGCCAGGGAAACGUCGACGUGGUUCAUGCGACGAGGGUGGCAAUUCCGGCGAAGAGGAAGAGUACGACAGGCAGAAGAAGAAGAAACACCGAAUUCACAUCACUGAGCAUGAUGUCCCAGCCGCGAAAAUCAUUGGGGCCACCCAAGCAGAAGCCCUCCCUGGUUCAAGCCCAUGGAGAAUCCGGGGCCCUAUAUACAUCAAGCCGAGGCCAGAACCCGUGAUCAAGCCUCCGGUAUUCUCUACGACUCCUAAACGGGUUGCACCUCCAGCGAGCUUCUUCCAGAGACGAAAAAGCCACCCCUCACAGGAAAAUACUACCCGGGGACAAAUCAAUAAUCGCUCACACGGCAACCCCGCCCCAGACCAUGACUACAGUCGAGAAUUAGACGACCUACCAUCUGACGCUUUCUCGUCUCCAGAAAAUCAAGGAUCGAAUGAACCUAUUCUCGUAGGCUCCUCUCCUCUUAGAGCCAGUCAAAUGGCGUAUUUCCAAAAGCAGCGGCUCGUUCCUCCACAGCAAGGACUCCGCCAGACGACCUUGUUCGGUGGUCGUGCUCCAGAUGAGGUCUCUGCGUCGCAGGCGAAGAAGGUCUUCAACUUCAAGGUUGACAAGCCGCCGGAAGCACCUACCCAACACGUCCUGGACCAAGAAGCUUUGAAGACGUGGGUGUAUCCGACCAAUCUAGGCGCGAUUCGAGACUACCAGUACAGCAUCGUCAGGCAUGGAUUGUUUCACAAUCUUCUGGUUGCUCUUCCCACUGGUCUUGGAAAAACCUUCAUUGCGGCUACAAUCAUGUACAAUUUUUUUCGUUGGACCAAACAUGCACAGAUUAUCUUUGUUGCCCCGACCAAACCUCUGGUUGCUCAACAGGUAGAUGCAUGUUUCAACAUUGUCGGCAUACCGAGAUCACAGACUACGAUGCUCACAGGCGAACAACCUCCAGCCUUGAGAGCCGAAGAGUGGGAUGCAAAGCGAGUCUUCUUCAUGACGCCACAAACGCUUCAGAACGACCUGGUGAGUGGAAUUGCAGAUCCAAAAAAGAUUGUCCUGCUGGUAGUGGACGAAGCUCAUAGAGCAACUGGAAACUACGCAUAUACCACAGUCGUCAAUUUCUUGCGCCGUUUCAACAACAGCUUCCGUGUACUUGCCUUGACAGCCACUCCUGGAGCCAGUGUAGAGGCCGUUCAGGAGGUCAUCGAUAACUUGCAGAUUUCGAAGGUUGAGAUCCGUACCGAAGAGUCGAUAGAUAUCCAGCAAUACGUGCAUCAGCGGAAUAUCGAUCAAGUAAUUCUCGAUCCUUCGGAUGAGAUCAUCAAGGCGAAAGAGCUCUUCUCCAAGGCACUCCAGCCACUUGUGACACAGCUUUGCGGACAGAACGCAUACUACAAUAGAGACCCAAUGUCGCUCACCACGUUUGGUAUGCUACAAGCACGGAAGAAGUGGAUGAUGGACCAAGGUCGAAACGCCAGCAUUCCACAUAAGUACAUGAUGAAUGCCCUAUUUUCUAUUCUUGGCAGUGUUGCUCACAGCAUCAAACUACUCAACUUUCAUGGAAUUGGACCCUUCUACGAGGCUAUAAAAGAGUUUCAACAUGGCUCGGAAGACAGCAAAAAGCCAUCGAAGUACAAAACCCAGAUCACUCAAAGUCCAGAAUUCAAGAAGAUGAUGGACAUAAUCCAUCUUUCGCGUAGCAAAGAUGAUUCCGUUGGCCACCCGAAACUGACUCAUCUGUGUGACACUAUUUUGAACCACUUCAUGGAUGCGGGAGAAGGCAGGCUGGGGGAGGAUGCCCCACCUUCAAGUACUCGAGUAAUCGUAUUUGCGGAAUACCGUGACAGUGCCGAAGAGAUUGCCCGUGUUCUUAAUAGGCAUGGUCCCUUGGUCAGGGCCUCUGUCUUUGUCGGACAGGCGGAUUCGAAAAGAUCGGAAGGAAUGAACCAGGCGAAGCAACAGGAGACUAUCAAUUUCUUCAAGACUGGAAAGUUCAACGUCCUUGUGGCGACCUCAAUUGGUGAGGAAGGUCUAGACAUUGGCCAGGUAGAUCUGAUCGUGUGCUAUGAUGCAUCUGGCUCUCCAAUACGCAUGCUGCAGCGAAUGGGACGAACAGGAAGAAAGAGAGCGGGCCAUAUCGUCUUGCUUUUGAUGCGUGGGAAAGAAGAAGACGCUUUCCGCAAGGCCAAAGACAACUACGAGCAGAUGCAGAAGAUGAUUAGCUCAGGAGAACGCUUCAGAUUCCGACACGACCUCUCGGUUCGAAUUGUUCCCAGAGAGGUCAAUCCAGUUGUGGAUAAGAGGCAAAUCGAGAUUCCUUUCGAGAAUACCCAAGGCCCAGCACUGCCCGAACCGAGACGACGAGCGACCAAAGGAAAGGCCAAGAAGCGCGAGAAGAAGUUUCACAUGCCAGAUGGUGUAAUAACGGGGUUCCACAAGGCCUCCAGAUUGACAGAAGACGGCGGUAUCCUGGAAGAUUUUGGAGUAACAGUGGAGCCUAAAGAGCGCAAGAAAGCGCCAGCGAAGGAUCUGCUGGCUCCUAUCAUCCCGCCGGAAUCGGUGUUCCUUACCCCUGCAGAAGACAGAGAAUUUGUGGACCGAUACAUCAACGUUUGCGGCAAUGAAUCCCAAGAAGUCAGCGUACCUGAUAUGGGUGCUCAUACGACAGCUCAACGAACUCUUGGUCCGGCUGUCAACGUCCCUCAUGGCCACUUUACGAGCAAAUGCGUAGAUCUUUUCAGAAAAUUGGCGGACUCCCAAAGCGUCGAAGACCGUUAUGUUAAGCCAUACGGAGAUGUGGAGCCCUCUCGGGGAUUCUGGGACCCGCAGUACCUUAUUGAAGAUGAGGCAAAGGCAUUGAAAGCUCUAGCACGAUCUCGUCACAAUGAAGGCGAGACUCCCACACCGAAAGCCACAGCAAUGGAGCGGAAAAAUCAAUGGCCUGAGAAGGAACCGGCCCAGAGAAUGGCCAUGUUCAUUUCUGACAUCGACAGUGAGGGCGAUGAUAAUAAUCCCACAUCUUCUGUAUGUCGUGCUCGCCGGAGACGAGAUGGAUUCUCUUCGGAUAGCGAGGGAGAAGGAGACCUGAUUCGCAGCGAAGAUCGCUCCGAGGACGAAGACUCCGAUCUUGGUAGUCUUCGGAAUUUCAUCGCUGACGGAACUCAAUACGUCGAAUCCAGUGCCGCGAGAUCCAGAAUGAGGGGGUCUUCAACAUCGCCGCCGGAAGCAACUCCGAAGGCUAGACCGUUCUUCGUGCCGACUCAGUUCUCGAAUACGCAGGAUGAUGAGGAUGAUGAUGAGAUACCUGAUUUGCAGACUUUAAUUGGGGGAAAGGGCAAGUCGGAUCCGGCUCCAAUUAGCCCAGAUCAUUCGAAAGCGCCUGUGAGGAUCGGGUCCGAUGAGCAAACGGAAGACGAUGAGGACGAAGAACCGUUGCAGCCGCCGAGGAGGAAGAAGAGGAAGGUUGUGGAGGAUGAUAGUGAUGAGUGA
Messenger RNA from Drepanopeziza brunnea f. sp. 'multigermtubi' MB_m1, 3570 nucleotides. RefSeq lists its product as uncharacterized. Gene Ontology annotation, molecular function: four-way junction DNA binding; four-way junction helicase activity; 3'-5' DNA helicase activity. The record is from RefSeq and is a predicted model, not a curated record. Gene Ontology annotation, biological process: double-strand break repair via synthesis-dependent strand annealing; interstrand cross-link repair. NCBI's taxonomy places the organism in Eukaryota, Fungi, Ascomycota, Leotiomycetes, Helotiales, Drepanopezizaceae.